UUCACUUCUUCUUCAAGCCAUCUUCAUGGCACCUUCAUUCAGGUUGACUUGGGAGCCCUCGGAAUCCGCUCCAUCUCCAUUAUUCUACUUCAUUACCGCCUCUCUCUCACAUGGAACCUCCGCUUCACACUAUCACCUUAAUUGCUCUUCCCUUUGCGUGUUCUUCAAAAAGUUUGAACUUUUAUUUCCUGGGUUCCCAUUUUCCGCAACUGGGUAGUAAGUGCGGGUUUUCCAUUCCCCUGGAAGUUUUCUCACCUUUUUUCCAUGUGGACACUCGUCAUUUAGUUCAAGUUUGAAUCUUUGUGGAUGAUCUUGCUGCGGACACUCUGCGUAUGGUAGUUAUCCUGUGCACAAGUUAAUGAAAUGUCGUCUGAUUUUAAGUUAGACAUUAUUGAUCAGCAUGACCCUGAAGAACCAGGGUUAGGGAGGGGGAUGAUAUCGGAAAAAUUACUAGAUGAAAGGACUAAUGCCAUGCACACAGUUCGCAAACAAGGAAACCUGACAAUCAACAACUUUGCUACAAACGCAGAACGCAGAGCUUUGAAUGAUAGAUUUCUUCUGAAAGCAAAUAAGGCUACAAUCAGUGAUAAUGUCAGUCUUGAUGAGGAGGAAAGACAUCAUUUGCUUGGAUCAGCCAAGAAGUCUGUACCUCUUAUAUCUGGUGCAGCUUAUUGCAUUUCUUCUUGCUCCAUGAUAAUGCUGAACAAAAUUGUUCUAUCAGGUUAUAAUUUCAAUGCAGGAGUAUCGUUGAUGCUUUAUCAAAACUUUAUCAGUACUCUGGUUGUUGUUCUUUUGGCUCUCUCUGGUAGAGUUGCAGUUGAAAAGCUUAGCUGGAGGCUGAUCAGGGUCUGGAUCCCUGUCAAUGUGGUCUUUAUUGGCAUGCUUGUCUCAGGCAUGUAUAGCUUGAAAUACAUAAAUGUUGCCAUGGUGACAAUUCUCAAGAACGUGACAAACAUCUUAACGGCAAUUGGAGAAUUAUAUUUAUUUCGGAAACGUCAGAAUCCCAAAGUUUGGACCGCAAUGUUUAUGAUGAUUAUCUCUGCUGUCACUGCUGGUAUUACAGAUCUCUCCUUUGAUACAGUUGGUUAUGCCUGGCAGAUUAUCAACUGUGUUCUUACUGCAAGUUAUUCACUUACUCUUAGGUGGGUUAUGGAUGAAGCAAAAAAGUCAACAAAAUCUGGAUCUCUUAAAGAGGUGUCAAUGGUGUUGCUGAACAAUUUAUUGUCCUUACCUUUUGCCAUCAUCUUGAUUCUCCUUUUUGGAGAGUGGCAUUAUGUAAUACAUGCCGAUGUCGUUAAACUACCGAUGUUUUGGGUGGUUGCAACCGCCAGUGGACUGCUUGGACUCUCCAUCAGCUUCACCUCAAUGUGGUUCUUGCAUCAAACUGGUCCUACAACUUAUAGUCUUGUAGGCUCCUUGAACAAGAUUCCAAUCUCUAUUGCUGGAAUUUUAGUGUUCAAAGUUCCUCUCAGUGUAUCAAAUUUAUUCAGCAUUUUGUUUGGUCUUUUUGCUGGUGUACUCUUUGCAAGAGCCAAGAUAUCUUCGUAACAUUAUACCUUACAGGUUACAGUAACCUAUAUAUAAAAGUGUGUGAGAAUUAAUACAUAUAUGAUAACCAUACAGAUUUUUUAUUAAAACAUGUUGUAAUUCUUUAGUUUAUUUAUGGCUCUGUUAAUUUCAGUAAAAGAUUUUGUAAUUUCUUUCUGAUUUGAUGUAUUCUUCUUAUUC
Messenger RNA from Vigna unguiculata (cowpea), 1728 nucleotides. Its product is annotated as GDP-mannose transporter GONST2-like. The record is from RefSeq and is a predicted model, not a curated record. NCBI's taxonomy places the organism in Eukaryota, Viridiplantae, Streptophyta, Magnoliopsida, Fabales, Fabaceae.